AUGCGUCCCUCUACAAGUAUGUUUCGCGCAUGCGCCCACGCUGGUGUGCCUCGCGGUGCAAGAAGGCCAUUGCGUGUCACCCACAUUCCUGCGCCCACAUGCCUCUCUCACACGCCGCGAACGUCAAUCGCCAAACGUCCUUCAAUAUCGCCAGUUUUGUCACGAGCACGGAUACCAGCCACAGCCCGCUUUGAGUCCAGCGCAGCCUCCCCUCCGACAUCGACCAAUGCUCCAGAGUCACGGCUAGAUCGAGACCAAGUGCCCUCCUACGAGCUCACAUUCACAUGCAAUGUCUGCAAGACGCGCUCCUCGCAUCGGCUGUCGAAACAAGGGUACCACCACGGGACUGUCCUGAUAUCAUGUCCGGAUUGCAAGAACAGACAUCUGAUUAGCGACCAUCUCAAGAUCUUUUCAGACAAGUCUGUCACGAUAGAAGACCUCAUGCGGGAAAAAGGUAGCCUCAUCAAGAAGGGCUCACUAAGCGCAGAAGGCGACGUAGAGUUCUGGGACGACGGCACCUCCACCCCUCGAUCGGCCCAUUUCCAUCCAGAAUCAAAGCCUAAAGGCGAAAACCGCUUCACGGAGCCACCGCCUUCUUCAGAAACACCAAAAAAAUAG
Plenodomus lingam JN3 is the source of this 618-nucleotide messenger RNA. RefSeq lists its product as uncharacterized. NCBI's taxonomy places the organism in Eukaryota, Fungi, Ascomycota, Dothideomycetes, Pleosporales, Leptosphaeriaceae. Gene Ontology annotation, cellular component: mitochondrion. The record is from RefSeq and is a predicted model, not a curated record. Gene Ontology annotation, biological process: protein stabilization; protein folding; protein import into mitochondrial matrix. Gene Ontology annotation, molecular function: protein-folding chaperone binding; zinc ion binding.